Molecule: messenger RNA, 1754 nt
Organism: Papaver somniferum (opium poppy)
Lineage: Eukaryota; Viridiplantae; Streptophyta; Magnoliopsida; Ranunculales; Papaveraceae
Product: tryptamine hydroxycinnamoyltransferase 1-like
Exons: 1
Coding region: 203-1555 (450 amino acids)
Molecular function (GO): acyltransferase activity, transferring groups other than amino-acyl groups
Source: RefSeq, a predicted model, not a curated record
UCUGAGUCACAAUGACACGUUGCAUUCUAUUUGCAGUUCUAGUUCAAGGGAAGCGUCGGUGGGGUGGGUCUGCUUUGUGCAUGUCUAACGCGUCUAGAAGAAAAAAAAAUCAAAAGAUAAUGCAUCCUUUGUGUAGACAAGUAUUUUUCUCGAUUUAAAGAAUCAUAGUUUCUUACAUCGCACCUUUUCUGUUUUUUCAAAUAUGGACAAGGCAUUGACCAGCAAUGCGAUCUUAAAGCACUAUUCUUCUUCUUCAACAUCAUCUAGAUCUAGUGUUGAACAGCAAUCCGAUAAUAUCAGUUCGUAUGAAAUUGUCCCGCUUACAAUCUUUGAUAAAGUUACUCAUGAUUCUCAUGUAUGUUUUUAUUUGGUAUUUAAACCCCCAAUUCCAUCAAAUGAAGUCUUGAAAGAUGCACUCUCAGAAGUUCUUGUUCAUUACCCACACUUGGCCGGAAGGUUAGCAACUGAUAAUCUACGCCGAACAUGUAUCGUUUUAAAUAACGCCGGAGUUCGCAUAAUUGAAACUUACUUUCCUACUGUGCUGGCUGAGCAACUCCCAUUCGAUACAUCAGAAGCUAGCAGUCAGCUUCUUCCACCUGCUAAAGGAGUUGAAGAGCUGUGUCAGAUCCAACUUAAUCGGUACGCAUGUGGAGGCCUAGUUUUGGGCUUUACUGUUCAUCAUCGUGUUGCUGAUGGCCAAUCCAUCUUUGGUUCUUUCUUCGUUUCAUGGUCUAGAUUGGUACGUGGUUUUGACAUAGAUCUACUUCCUUAUCAUGAUCGACUUGCUGUUUCCCAACCAAGAAACCCACCUAGAGUUGAAUUUGAUCAUGGUUCAAUUGAGUUCAAAAAGACUAGUAUUAAUCUCAAAACUACUCCAGUGAUCUCUUCUUCACUUGAAACUGUGAUUAUUAAUUACUCUGUUGAGUUUAUAAACAAGCUUAAAGUUAUGGUGAACAAUAACCCCGAUCAAAGAUACAGUACUUUUGUGUGUUUGCUUUCGCAUGUAUGGAAGAAGGUAACUCAGGUUAGAGGACUCGGCCUAGAAGAGUCGAGUCAGGUGAGGAUAGCAGUGGAUGGAAGAACACGAAUAUCUGAACCAGCUGUACCCAUGGAGUAUUUUGGUAACCUGGUACUUUGGGCUUAUCCAAAAAUGAAGAUAAAGGAACUAUUAAAUGAGACUCAUGCAUAUAUCGCCCAAGUGAUUUCUGAUGAAGUCAGUCAUGUCAACGAUAGGUACUUUAAAUCAUUUAUUGAUUUUGGAGCAGCGGUAUAUGAAGAUGACGAGUUGCAAGAGACGACAUCUGAACCGGGAAGCACUCUGUGUCCUAAUUUGCAAGUGACUAGUUGGUUGGGCUUUCCAGUUCAUGAUAUUGAUUUUGGUAGUGGAAGUCCUUGUGCACUAGUUCCGCCCAUUACUCCAUUUGAAGGAAUGGUGAUUUUUGUACCUGCAGAUGGAAGGGUGGAUGUAAAACUUACUCUAUUCGCCAAUCAUGUUUCUCUUUUUAAGAAGAUCGCUCACUCUAUCGAUGGCAAACUCUCAUGUUCCUCUCUUUAAGAAGAUAGCUAACUACAUCGAUCGCUCACUUUAUCAAUGGGAAACUCUCUCCAGUGGCCGGUAUUGCAAAUUGCUGUGUUAUUUUUAUUUUCUUUGUUCAAUAAUAUAUUGUAUUCAAUAAAGUGGUUAAGAACUUAAGGUUGUCUUCUCCAUGAUCCGGAAACUAUAUCAAUUCUAUAGACUUGAUUCUCCUCAAAAA